Molecule: messenger RNA, 1464 nt
Organism: Enterobius vermicularis (human pinworm)
Lineage: Eukaryota; Metazoa; Nematoda; Chromadorea; Rhabditida; Oxyuridae
Source: the annotation of a GenBank genome assembly
AUGGCGGAGCCACAGAUGCCCGAUUUGUCUCAUUUGAGCGCUGAAGAAAAAAAGAUUAUUGAAGAAGUGUUUCAGCGACAACGAGCAGAGGAGGAGAAGGAAAUCCAGCUAAGCCGAAAGGCUGAUCGCGAGCUGGAGGAAAUUGAGAAGCAAAUUAACGAACGGAAGCAGAAUGCGCAACGACUUCUUGGAACGCAAGACGAUGCUAUUUGUCAGAUUUGUCAGAAGACUAAGUUUGCUGAUGGUGUUGGUCAUAAGUGUUUCUACUGUCAGCUUCGGUCAUGUGCUCGUUGUGGUGGGAGGACAACCAGCAAAAAUAAACCAAUUUGGGCUUGUUCACUGUGUCAGAAAAGGCAGAAAAUUAUAGCCAAGACAGGUAAAUGGUUCAAACAGGGGGCAGCAGCAGAAGCAAAUAAAGAACCCUUCUCACACGGGGAUAUUAGUCCUUCAACAUCAGCAUCAACCUUACAACCGGCAGUGGUUGAACGAAAUGCUUCACCAGUUGAUCUGCGGAGCGCCACUCCUUCCGGUAAAGUACCAGUAAUCGCCUCUCCACCGAUGCAAAAUGAGUCAACUUCAUAUGAACCAGCAAGAAUUCAAGAGAAUCAAAGUACCCCAAAGGCAUCAGUGGAACAAAAUCCAUCGCCUUUACAGCGGCGUCUUUCGAAUUCUCAAAAUAGGAAACAAGGCAAUGAAGCGAAACAGGAUACCGGAAUGUCACGAAAGCAGUUGAAUGGUGGAGUUAGUAGCCGACGGAGUUCGAUGCCUAGAGGAGACUAUGUGAGCCCAAGUAAUCAGGUUCCAGACAGGUCAGUUCUUGAGCCAAAACCUUCGUUUACUCAAGAUCGAGCAAGAAGAGGAAGCCAAUCAUCAGCUUAUUCGGCGCACGAGAGCAAAAAACAUUUGGAAGAUUCGCGUCACAGACCUGGUUCAGCAUCAACCAGUAGUUAUGAUGAUAACCGAAUUUAUAUUGAGCCAGCAUAUCCAAAUGAAAAGGAAACAAACAGGUAUCGGCGAGAAAGUUACGCUGAACACUGCCGUGAAAAUCAGAGUACAACUAUGGCUCCUGCAGCAGCUUCCACUCGAUAUGAUUCAGAAGUAAAUAAGAGGACGCUGAGUCGGGCGUCGUCAUACCACUCACAAAGAGAUUCUACAGACUACCAGCAUUCAUUACCCGUCCGGAGCGAAGCAGAUAGGGGUCCAGAGGUGGCGCUGCUUGUCAUUGUCUUACCACCUGAAAAUAAUCAGCCUUCUUUUGGGUCGCUGAAUAAAACGAAGAAAAGCAGGCUGUUCAGGCAGUAUCGGUCUAUGUCGUCAUCGGAAGAAGAUUCGCCAUCAACCUCAGGUUGGAUGUACAAAGACGCUUCUGUAAGACGGCCUGAUACCGACUUAAGCAGCGAAAAAGGUGGGAUUGGAAGUAUUCCUCAACAUACCAGUGAUAUUUUAAGUGAAAAGUCUUGUUGA